Messenger RNA from Drosophila takahashii, 1416 nucleotides. RefSeq names its product DNA polymerase delta subunit 3 (gene PolD3). The record is from RefSeq and is a predicted model, not a curated record. Lineage: Eukaryota; Metazoa; Arthropoda; Insecta; Diptera; Drosophilidae.
ACCACAGCAUUUUGUUUUCGCGGUAUUUUCCAGCCCACAAAUUGCAGAAAUGUCGCUUAAAAAGGCCCUCGCCGACUGCAUGAUCGAUUUCGAUCGCUGUGUGCUGGUCACCGACCUCCUGGAGGAGUACAAGCUGUCCUACAAGGAGGUGAACGACACCCUGGAGGCCUACAUCAAAAGCCAGGAGCCGGAGACGAAGUUCGAGAAGAGAUUUCUGGUUCAUGGCAGGCGGAAAUCCGUUUCUGGAGAGGAUCUCUACUCUGUGGUGCUCGAGAGCAAGCUGAAGGAUUGGCUGGCCAAGGUCCAGGAUGCAGAGUCCCAGCUUUACAGUGUCAAGAUCGCAGGAGGCACCAAAUCGCCGGCUGCCAGCUUUAAACCCAUGCGGCAUUUGGAGGUCAAGUUGGCCAAAGUGGAGCAGCGUGCGGGAGCGAUUAAGUCGGUUCCCAUUACAAAUGGAGCACCAGUCACCAAUGGUGUCAAGACUGAAGCCUUCAAGGCGGCGGGCAGCAAAGCAGAAGCCUCCAAGGUGGAUCCACCCAAAUCUUCGGUUAAAAAAGAGACUGUAAAGACGGAUGUGGAUAAGAAACCCUCUCCGGAGUCCAAGAAGACCUCGCCCAAGGAGCAGGCCUCUAAAAACAAGACUGCGCCAGCCAAGAAGGGCAGCAUCAAUAGCUUCUUCACAGCAGCGGCCAGUAAACCCAAGGAUGUGAAGGCCACACCAAGCAAACCGGCGGCAGGAGCAAUGGAUAACUUCUUGAAGAAGCAGCCAGCUGGUGAAAAGAAGUCGCCAACCCAAAAAGAAGAGAAAGCUGCACCUCCACCUAUCAAAAAGGAAGCAGCUACCAAGAAAUCCCCUCCUAAGUCCACCAAAAAGUCACCAGCCAACACCUCCGUUCAACUUUUCGACGAGGAGAGCGCCGAAUCCUCUGACGAGGAGGAGAAGCUGGACAAGCUGCGACGCAAGGUGAUUGGUUCGGACAACGAGUCCGAUCAGGAGAAGCCCUCGACCUCCAAGCGGCGACGCAUCAGCGACUCCGAGGACGAGGAGCAGCCGCCCAAGAAGGCCGCCGAACCAGAAGUAGUCGCAGUCGAUGAGGAAAUGGAGACGGAGCCGGCCAACGAAACGUAUCUGGACGAAGAUGGUUUCGUCAUCACGCAGAGGAAACCGGUGAAAGCCCAACCGGUCAAGAAAAAGGUUUCCCCAAAGUCUUCAGCCCCAGCCAGCAAAAAGAAGUCGCCGCCUUCAGCUGGGAAAGCUGGAAAAGAUGGGCCCAAAACAAAGCAAGCCGGCAUCAUGAGCUUUUUUUCGAAGAAGUAAUCACAAAAGCAUGAAAGAGCUGCACUAAAGAUUAAGCAUUAAGGAAGAGCUAUUUUUGUUUUUAAUAAAUUUAUUUAUGCCACAUAGCAAAUCAUGGA